Messenger RNA from Lates calcarifer (barramundi perch), 3300 nucleotides. RefSeq names its product leucine-rich repeat-containing protein 17. The transcript has 2 exons. The coding region runs from base 1195 to 2262 and encodes 355 amino acids. The record is from RefSeq and is a predicted model, not a curated record. Gene Ontology annotation, cellular component: plasma membrane. Gene Ontology annotation, molecular function: protein binding. NCBI's taxonomy places the organism in Eukaryota, Metazoa, Chordata, Actinopteri, Centropomidae.
UCAGGUCAGGUCAGUUUUUUAUGGCCAACGCUCCGGUUUCUUUUCAGAGAUUGUUUGGUAGCCUUAUUGUGAUGCAGCCAUGUAAUUACAGGGAACUGACGCCAUCACUGUUUCAAAUUAAUUAUUUAAAUGUUUUAAGCCUCUGGUUUCUGCAAAGCUGUGUGUUGACAUUUCCUGCAGUCCUCUGGGCAACAAAGAGCACUGAGAGCAAAUAUGUAGUGUCAUUUAAAGCUCAUGGAGCUGCACUCGGACUUGUGUGGGAAAUACUUUCAGAAGAGCAGUGAUUUCUAUGUUUUUGGGUGGAAAUACAGCUCAGUCUCAGGUAGGCUGAUGUGUUUUAAUGGUAGAUGAUAGUGCACUGAUAAAUUGUGUGCUUCUCUUGAUGGUAUUUUCAUUAUCGGUUAAUCUGAUUUUAUUCUUGACUAAUUUGUGAAUUGUUUGGUUUAUCAAAUGUCAGAGGAUAGUGAAAAUGCUAAUCUCAAAAGCCGACACAUUCACAUGUCUUGUUUUGUCCAAACAACAAACAGGAUUUUGUUUAUUUUCAAAGAAAAGUAGAAUUUUGCUCAGAAAAUGACUUAAACACUUCUAUAAAAGCAGUCAUUAUUUUUCCCUGGUGACCUGCAGUGCUGCACAGAUAAUAGUUGUGGGAAGCAUCCUGUGGUUUUGACAUCAUGAGUGUUGUAGCCUGUACUAUUCAAUUCAUUUUGAAUUUACAAAAGAUUUUCUGAUUCAAUUUUUAGGUCAGGAACUGUCGAAAGUGGCUUUUACAUCAUAUAAUUACUUUUUAAGACCAGUGUCAUCUUUACCAUAACAGGUAACAAGAAAUUAAGUUAUGAAAAUGCAAUUUGAUACUGAAACACCAGGAUAAUGUUACAUCUUUCAUUCCCAAAAAAGCUUCAUGUGUCAACAUACAGGAGCAGAUGUAAAUCCUUAUUCUAGGAAAGGGUCCAAAACAGACCAGGUUUGUUCCCCAGAUAUGGUAAUGUUUUGUGAUUAUCUGUUUAAGCUCAUAAUCCCUCUCUUAAUCAGGAAUACUCAAUGUCUGCUCAUAGAGAAUUUACUGAAAUAACAUCUGUAUCACUCCAUUAAAACAGGUUCUCUUGGUUUUUUCACGCACUGCUCCGGGGGAAAUAACAUAAAGAGGGUAACCAUGCCUUUUAGCAGGAGGUGAGCAGACUGUGAAGUAAACAAAAGAUGUCCUCCAGUCGCCGCACAAAGCUGGGUGCGAUGCCUCUGCUGCCUCUCCUCCUGAACGCGGCGUUGGGCUUCAAGCUGUGUCCCAGCUCCUGCCUGUGCUACGAGUCCUCCGACCUGGUGGACUGCAGGUCUCGUGAGCUGCUACGGGUCCCUCCCAGCGUCCCCCAUGACACCUGGCUGCUGGACCUGAGUGGGAACAAGCUGAUGGUGGUGCGCACCAGAUCCUUCGUGGGGCUGUGGUCACUCAGGAUCCUCCUGAUGUCCAACAACAGCAUCCAAACUCUGCAGCCACAGUCUCUGUCAUCACUGCAGUUCCUGGAGAGGCUGGAUUUGAGUUUUAACCGGCUACGGUGGAUCCCUCAGGACUUCUCUCAGGGUCUGUCCUCCCUCCUGGAGCUCCGGCUGGACCACAACCUGCUGCAGCACCUGGACUCCACCUCACUGGGAGAGUUCGAGAACCUGAAGAAACUGGACCUCAGCUACAACCGCAUCCGGACGAUGGAUGUCAGGGCUUUCAACAGCCUGUCUCGACUGAGCCUCCUCAGCCUGGAGGCAAACAGGCUCAAUGUGCUCAAAGACGGCCUGUUGAGCAGGCAGCAAAGCCUGGAGGUGCUGCUGCUCGGCCACAACAACAUCUCAGUGAUUGAGACAGAGGCUCUGGCUCCUUUGCGGAGACUCACUCUGCUUGGUCUUCAGGGAAACCAGCUGCAGCACAUCAGGUUCAAGACCCUCCUGGAGCUCCAGACCACCAGCACCCACCUUCAGAUGUCCCUGAACCCCUGGACCUGCGACUGUGAGCUGCAACGCGUCUUCAGAAAGAUCCACCACGUUCGACAUCUGCACGUGGAGGACUACAGAGACAUCGUGUGUCACGCUCCUCCUCACCAAGCCGGGAGUUCCCUGGCCUCGCUGGACAGCCAGCUGUGUGUGGCCGAGACAGCAUCAGUGCUCGUCAUAACCAUCACCGUGAUGCUCGCUGUGAUUGGCGCCCUCGUCAAAGCAGAACACAAUCGCAAGAACAAGCAAGCCGUAAGUGAUACAGAGUCACAGAGACUAGAAAAAUGAUAUGUUUUAUUCAUGGACAGGUGUUCUGGGGCUGAGGUGAGGCUGGCAUUCAGUGCUGUUACACAAUAGCCUGUAGUUUACCACACAAUAUCAUGUUUCAUUCUAUAUUUAGAUCCUUUAAAGUUUUUAAUGGUGUUUUGUAUGGCAACCCACUGUAGCAAAAAGGAGGGACAGGAAAGAUAAACAAGUGCAGAAUACCUUUUGUAAAACACAGAGAGGAGACAAAGAUAAGAGGAUAAGUUAUUUACUUGGCUGACUAGCUAAAACUAUUGGAGUCUAAUUCAUCACCCCUACUAUAAACACUACCGUAUUUACAGUAAGGUUUAUAGUGUUCAGUUUUUGUUAAAACAGUUUUAAAGAUGGUGGGCUAAAAGACAGAGACGCCUCUCUCUAUAAUGUAAUACAAUUCCGCAACACCACAAACUGAAACUACAGCUGAACAUUAUAAAUUUAAUGGAGGAAGGAUUUACAGCAGUGUUAGACUGCAUUAGUUUUAGCUAGAUGUACUUCACUACUGAGAGUACAAUCAUACUUUUUUGUCAAAGUAAUUUUGAAUAACUUGCCUUAGACAUUUUCUUCAUGCUGAGAUACAUGUAACAGAUAAAGAUAAAACAUUUCAUAUUUCUAUUUAAUUUAAUAUUUAACAAAACAUACUGCUGCAUCACAGUCUAACAGGCUCUCCAUUAUGAAUCCAAUUUAGUCCAAGACACAUUAGUUACAUUUCAUCUUUUCAUCACGUGCAACACUGUUUAUUCUCAUUGAAAGCUGAGGUGGUAAAUGGUAUCAAAAUAAAUAUUACUGCAGUAUAACUAAAGUUUGCACUAUUCAGUGAAAGAAAAGAACUCAGUUUUAAUGAUGAAAAUGCUAAAACUUGGACAACAAUCUGCAGCAUCUUACACACCAUCAUGUAACUAAAUUGUUAUUUCACAUUAUUUUGUAUAAAAAUGUGAACAGUUUUCACACAGGUGAUAAAAGAGCUGUGCUUAUUGAAUCUAAUGAAAACUUACAUUAUUGUGAAUGCACCAGUUAAAAGCAAUG